Molecule: messenger RNA, 2806 nt
Organism: Chelonus insularis
Lineage: Eukaryota; Metazoa; Arthropoda; Insecta; Hymenoptera; Braconidae
Gene: LPCAT
Product: lysophosphatidylcholine acyltransferase
Exons: 9
Coding region: 532-2016 (494 amino acids)
Cellular component (GO): endoplasmic reticulum
Molecular function (GO): lysophosphatidic acid acyltransferase activity; calcium ion binding
Source: RefSeq, a predicted model, not a curated record
GUUUUUUUCAGCCUCAGUGAGGCUGUGUAGUAUGAAGCAGCGACUUGAACUUGACUGAAGGUGACAGAUUCGAACAUUCCAAAGUUAAAAUAAUAAUUGAAGAUCUUAAAUCUUCACAAAGAAAUAUUAAAAAAUUUAUUAAUGAAAUAAUAUAAAUUAAUGAAUAAAGUGAUAAAAAAAGAAUAAACAUAAAUAGAGUAGAAAAAAUUUGAGAGUUAUGAAAUGACAAUACUUUUGAUGUUGGAAUAAAUUGAUUACCAAAUCUUGAAAUAUAUAUAGAUAAUAUCAGUGAUAUACACCGUCACCAUGCGCCGUCGCUGAGUAUUUUACUAGUCCUCGGAUUUUCCACGGAUUCCACCGAGGCAAAGUGAAACGUCGUUGUCACCAGUUUACAUUUGACGACUAUUGAUUUAAAACGUUGUUGUAUACGUUCAAAAGUAGCUUAAUUAUUUAAGUGUUUUAUUAUAAUAUUGUGAUUAUUAUUAUUAUUAUAAUUACUACUUGGAAUACACGAAAACAAUAACUGACGAAAUGAAAGAUUUUUCAAGUGAAAUAAAAGCUUCUUCUGUUGAUACUGAUAUCCUCAACCCUUUCGUUCAUCGUCUUGAACUUGAUACUACUUAUGACAAGCUUAAGACGGCGUUCUUGACGGUUGCUCUGCUACCCUUGCGUCUAGCUUUGAUCACAGGUCUCGUAAUUUUCGCAUGGUUAUUAGCAUGCUUAGGACUUCAUGGUCUAUCAGAUGAAGAUCUACGAAGAACUCCACUUACUGGUUGGCGACGAAAAAUAGUGCCCUGGUUAUGCUUUGUCGGCCAGCUGACAUAUCGUGCUGCAGGAAUGAAAAUUGUUAUUCGCGGGAAGCAAGCAUCAAGAUCAGAAGCUCCAAUAUUGGUGGUUGCACCUCAUUCUACUUUCAUCGAUGGUGGGAUAGUCUACAUCCUUGGGUUUCCAUCAACAAUCGUCAGAAGGGAAUCCGGCUUGAAUCCAUUUGUUGGAAAAUUGAUCAACUAUACACAGCCAGUAUAUGUAUGGAGAGAUGAUCCUAACUCGAGACAGAAUACAAUAAAGGAGAUAAUUGAACGAGCAACGUCAAAAGAAGAUUGGCCUCAGAUUAUGAUAUUUCCAGAAGGAACUUGCACUAAUCGUUCUUGUUUAAUUACAUUUAAAUGUGGAGCGUUUUAUCCUGGUGUUCCUGUCCAACCUGUUUGUAUUCGUUAUCCCAAUAAAUUAGAUACUGUUACUUGGACAUGGGAAGGACCUGGACCUUUGAAAUUGUUGUGGCUUACGUUGACACAACUUAAUAGUAGUUGUGAAAUUGAAUUUUUACCAGUAUAUAAACCGAAUGAAGCUGAAAAAACUGAUCCUAAAUUAUAUGCUAACAAUGUACGACGUGUCAUGGCACAAGCUCUUGGAAUUCCUGUUUCAGAUUAUACAUAUGAUGACUGUCGUAUUAUUAGCAAAGCACAUUCAUUAAAUUUGCCAAACGCCUUUAGUAUCCUAGAUACUCAUAAACUACGCAAUACUUUAGGGCUUCAAAAUAAUAAAAUAGAACAAGAGUUAGUACAAAAAAGAAGUCAUAAAAUUGAUGAAGCUGUUGACUUUAAUGAAUUUGCAAGGAUAUUAAGAUUAGAUCCAAAGGAUCCUUUGGUUCAACAAUUAUUUAAAAUUUAUGACAAAACUAACAAAGGAUAUGUAGACAUGGAAGAAUAUAUAUUUACAGUACUUGCUAUAGAAAAAGCCAAUUCCGUCCUAGAUCUUCUUGCCAUUGCAUUUGAUGUUUGCAGCAUGCAUAGUUCAAGAUGUCUUGACAUACAAAAAUUAAGAAAGGUUUUAAGAUUUUCUCUACAACUUGAUGCUGAAGAGAGUGAUAAAAUAUUUUUACAAGUUAAUCGAGAUUCUAGUGAAUAUGAUUCAAUCUCUUUAGAUUGCUAUUCACUGUCUGCCGUUAAAUUUCCUGACGAAAAUCUAAUGCCUUUCUGCUUCAGAAAAACGGCAGAUACAUAUAGGAAAUGUUAACAGUAUUAAAGACGCGAGCGGAAUUCAAUCAUCUCUUCACUGCAGACUCUGACGAUAGAAAGAAGAAGACUAUUUGAGAGUGUCUAUACGGCUCGUCAGAAAAUCCCCAAAUUGUUUCAAAAGAUCGGGACUUUGACAAGCCGCUUCUGACAGGUGUAUGUUCAAACGCCGUUUAAAUGAAAUCAGAAAAGUAAAAAAUAUGAUGAUGAGACUUGAAUGAUAAAAAUGAAAAUUAGUUUUAUGUUUAAGAUCUUCCUAUUUAAUCAAUGUAAUCUAACAGUAUCAAAUCUUGUAAAUAGCAACCAUGAAAAAGUUUCAUAAUAUAAACAUGAGUAUUUUCAUGUCAGUAUCAUCAACUUACAAAAUGUAAGUGAAAAAAUAAAUUGCAAGAAAAUAACUCAUAGUUAGAUUAUUAAUUCUUUCAGUUUAUUACUCAGGGCUACUGACUGUUAAAAGUUUUAAAACUUUCAUCAGUCUCGUAACGAUAUUUUGUUCAAGUUAAUGACUUACGUGGUUAAAUACAAUUAAUUUUAUUAUCUCCCACUUGACAGAAAUUUAACACAGGAUAAAAUAUAAACAAGUUAGAAGCAUAUCGUGUACAGAUAUUUAUACUAAAUGUAAAAUUAUGUUAUGUAAAAUUUCUCUGAUAAAAAAGUAUGAAAAAAACUCAAUAACAAAAUACUUUGAUAUUCAAUAUCUUUUACAAAGAUAAUUAGCUCACAAUUCAGUUUUCAAAUUACUUUUAAUUUUUAAUAUCAUAUGAAUCAUUAAUUGUAAAACCUAUCUCUAA